GAGAUGUGAAUAUCCAUUUGAUCUCCAGACGGAUCAGUACUUUCUCUCUCUACGAAAUCUAAGUCAAAUCUCUCUCUUGCGAAACAGAAGCAAAGAAUCGAGGAGAAUAAAGAUCGGGAAAAACACGAAAUCAGUAUGGCAUCAAGAUGCGAAAUCCUCUGUGAGAUCUUACUCGCAAUCCUCAUUCCUCCCCUCGGCGUUUGCCUCCGUCAUGGCUGCUGCUCCGUGGAAUUUUUCAUCUGCUUGGUUUUGACUAUUUUGGGGUACGUUCCUGGGAUAAUUUACGCCCUUUACGCUAUUGUCUUCAUCGAUCGCGAUAGAUUCCGUGGGGAUUAUUACCAGCUCGCCUAGUACUACUUCUGAUUUCCUUGAUUUCCUCGUGAUCUCGUCAUUUCCUUGUGUAUUUAGGAUUUCCGAUUGUUAAUAUGGAAAUGUCAGGAUGUAUUGUCUGAUUUAUCUCAAAGUUAUUGACUUUUUUGCUGAAUAAUAUGCUUUACUUUGAAUCCAAAUUGAAGUAGAAUAUGAAGUCUUGUGAUUAUAAAUUGUGAGGUCUGCUUAUUUGGUC
Messenger RNA from Sesamum indicum (sesame), 565 nucleotides. Its product is annotated as PMP3 family protein At2g24040. Lineage: Eukaryota; Viridiplantae; Streptophyta; Magnoliopsida; Lamiales; Pedaliaceae. The record is from RefSeq and is a predicted model, not a curated record. Gene Ontology annotation, cellular component: membrane.